Miscanthus lutarioriparius is the source of this 225-nucleotide messenger RNA. The record is from the annotation of a GenBank genome assembly. Lineage: Eukaryota; Viridiplantae; Streptophyta; Magnoliopsida; Poales; Poaceae.
AUGGCAAAGGAAUAUGAUGGCACAUCAGCGUGCGGCGGCAUCAAAGAGCAGGUAUCAGUAAGGAGCUGCAGAAGGGACUUUAACUCCCUUGUCAUCCUUGCCACUUGGACAUUAUGGAAUCAUCAUAAUAUUUGUGUCUUUGAUGGGUCCCUCUCUGCUUGGCUAGAGCUUCACCAGCGAAGAGCUGCAGUUUUGGAGUUUGGCCAGGGCUUGAAAUAUUUCUAA